AUGGCGGAGUCCAACCCGGCGGUGGCCGUGAAACGGAACGCCUCGGCGGGUCUGUCGGCCAUCAGCACGGAGACGAUCGAAGGCCUGACGGAGCUGGACGAGCUGGAGCGGGUGUACCAGCAGCUCUGCGAUGAGGAGAAAAAGGUGGAGUCGGAGCUGGAGGCGCUGAUCAGCCAGCAGGGAAACAUCGAGACCAAGAUGCUGGCGCUGCAGAGGAUGGGGCCCAACCUGCAGCUCAUCGAGGGCGACGCCACGCAGCUCUCCGGAAUGAUCACCUUCACCUGCAGCCUCGCCGAGAACGUCAGCAGCAAAGUGCGGCAGCUGGACCUGGCCAAGAACCGGCUGUACCAGGCAAUACAGCGUGCUGAUGACAUUCUGGACCUGAAGUUCUGCACCGACGGGGUCCAGACGGCGCUGCGCAACGAGGACUACGAGCAGGCGGCAGCGCACGUGCACCGCUAUCUGUCCCUGGAUCAGUCGGUCAUCGAGCUGAGCCGUCAGGGCGGAGAGAGCAGUGCCGUGGACGCCAGCCUGGCCCUCCUGCAGGAGGCGGAGCAGAGACUGAAGGUCCUGGUAAAGGAACGUUUGGACCAGGCCAUCGCCGAUGGUGACCUGGCCCAGGUGGAAAGGUUCUUCAAGAUCUUCCCCCUGUUGGGUCUCCACAACCAAGGGCUGGCCCGCUUCGCCCAGUACCUCUGUGCCCAUCUGGCCAAAAAGGCAGAAGAGAACCUCCUGCUGGCAGUGGGGGGCGAACUUGGGGAGCGCAGGGCGGCGCUGAUCUUCGCUGACACCCUGACACUGCUGCUGGAGGGCAUUGCGCGGAUUGUGGAGACACACCAGCCCAUCGUGGAGACGUAUUACGGUCCCGGGCGUCUCUACACCCUCAUCAAACACUUGCAGGUGGAGUGUGACCGGCAGGCUGAGAAGGUGGUGGACAAGUUCAUCCAGCAGAGAGACUAUCAGAACAAGUUUCAGAUUGUCCAGAACAGUAUGAUGAGAAGCAUGUCCACCGAGAAGAUAGAACCCAGGGAGCUGGACCCUGUGCUGCUGGAGGUGACUGUGAUGAACUCGCGGGCAGAGCUGUACCUGCGCUUCCUGCGCCGACGCAUCACCGCCGACUUCGAGGUCGGAGACGCCACCGCGUCCAAGAGCACCGUGCAGGAGCACCAGCAGAGCCUGGAGAAGCUGCUAAAGCACUGUCUGCUGAGCCGGAACAUGCAGGAGCUGAUCGGAUUCUACAUCCCUAUGGAAGAGUACUACAUGAGGGAGAGCGUCAACAAGGCUGUCACCAUGGACACCUAUGAGAAGGGUCAGCUGACCUCCAGCAUGGUGGACGACUGUUUCUACAUCGUGAAGAAGUGCAUCAGCCGGGCUCUGUCCAGCUCCAGCAUCGACUGCCUCUGUGCCAUGAUCAACCACGCCACCUCCGUGCUGGAGUCCGACUUCAGGGAGGUGCUGUGUAAUAAGCUGCGACAGGGCUUCCCCGCGACGACGCUGCAGGACAUCCAGCGGGGCGUGAGCAGCGCCGUCAGCCUGAUGCAGAGCAGCCUGCAGCAGGGCAAGUUCAACACGCUGGGCAUCGAGAGCGCCGAGGACGCCAAGGCCUCCUUCCUGGUGACUCUGAACAAUGUGGAGGUGUGCAGUGAGAAUAUCAUCACCCUGAAGAAGAACCUGGAGAGUGACUGCAGUAAGCUGUUCAGUCAGGGCUUUGGCUCAGGGGAGCAGGCACAGGCCAAGAUUGACAGCUGUCUGUCAGACCUGCUGAGCACAUCCAGCAAGUUCAAGGAUCUGCUGCAGGAGGGUCUUACAGAGUUGAACAACACUGCAAUCAAGCCUCAGGUCAAGCCCUGGAUCAGCAGCUUCCUGUCCAUUUCACACAACAUUGAGGAGGACGAAUUUAACGAGUACGAGGCGAACGACCCCUGGGUCCAGCAGUUCAUCGUUAACCUGGAGCAGCUAAUGGCCGAGUUUAAGGCCGGACUCUCCCCUGUCAUCUACGACACACUGACCAGUCUGAUGACCAGCCUCAUCUCUCUGGAGAUGGAAAAGACCGUCCUCAAGUGCACCUUCAGCCGGCUGGGGGGUCUACAGUUUGAUAAGGAGCUGCGUUCUCUGGUGACCUACCUGACCACAGUCACGACCUGGACCAUCAGGGACAAGUUCGCCAGGCUGACCCAGAUGGCCACCAUCCUCAACCUGGAGAGGGUGACAGAGAUUCUGGAUUACUGGGGUCCGAACUCUGGCCCUCUCACCUGGCGUCUGACCCCCGCGGAGGUGAGACAGGUGCUGGCACUCCGCAUCGACUUCCGCAGCGAGGACAUCAAGAGACUGCGGCUGUGAACUUUGACCCUGUCUGACCUCUGAACCCCGGCCAGGGCUCCACGACUGCCGGUGUUUUUCUGGCAGCUCUCACACUUCACACGUGAAGCUGGACGAGUCGGUGGAGGGAUCUGAGGACAGGAUGGUGACGGAAUUCCAGAGGGGACUUCCUCUGCAGUGGAAAUGACUGGUGUUCCUGUGUGCUGGAGUGGGAGAGGGAGAUGUGGGGAUGCCGCCCUCUGCGAAACUCUUCCAGUACUGCAGUGACCACCAUCACAGGACCCUUUCUGAUGCCAGUCAUGGGGGCAUGGGACUGAAAGAAUCAUGGGAAACUG
This is a messenger RNA of Megalops cyprinoides (Indo-Pacific tarpon), 2654 nucleotides long. RefSeq names its product component of oligomeric golgi complex 4 (gene cog4). The record is from RefSeq and is a predicted model, not a curated record. The coding region runs from base 1 to 2340 and encodes 779 amino acids. The transcript is spliced from 19 exons. Lineage: Eukaryota; Metazoa; Chordata; Actinopteri; Elopiformes; Megalopidae.